AGAAGGAGCUGCAUUCCCGGGGAGGGUCGGCAUCCCUCGGAGGAGCUCCCGAGCCCGGGGACGCUGAUCUCUGUCUAUAAAUAAUGAGUGGAGGGGGAGAGGGAAGAAAAGGAGGAAAAAAAAAGCAAAGCAAGCAGCAGCAAGGCGCGCCUGGCUGGCUGCCAGCGAGGGGCAGUGACUGAGCAUUUACAGCAUCCCCGCCUCCCGCAUGCGGCGGGGCAGGGGCUCGGCGCCGCAUCCCCCGCGGCCGGUACCGCACCGCGCUGCACCGGGGCGGAGCGGGGGGGCGGACGGCUUGAGCCACCUCUACCGGUGCCCGGGAUAGAGCCGGGCCGGGGCUCGGGCGGCCCCGAAGGGGUUAAGCCGGGACCUGCCGCCGAGACCUGCCCAGCCAGACCGGCAACUCGGCGGGUGAGCGGCGGGCGGGCUGCGGCCGCCUCCAGCCCGCUCCCACCGGCACCGGGCACCGGCACCGGCCGCGCUCCGCGCAGAUUUCCCGGGCCAUCUCGUGGCGACCAAAGUCCAGCUGGGACGGCGUCUCUGGCCAGGACGCGUGGUGCUAGAGCCUGGCAUGCUGGACCUGGGGUUUGUCCUGCCAGGAGACCUGUUGGAGGCAGGAGGGACUAUCCUGCCCUGAAGGAGGAGUGCUGGUGUUUGCUGGUGUUUGUUGGUCUUUGAUGGGCUGGUGGCACCCCUGGAAAACCUGACUUUCUCUCCUGCCUGGGUGUUGGUAGAAAGCAGAGCACAGAGCCAAGUCCCGGAGGACUUUGCUGCGUCGCUGCCCUUGUCCCGGGGGCGUUUCCGCGCCAGGUACCGGUGAGGCUGUGGCUGUGAGUGCUCAUCCCUUCUCCGCCAUCACUGCCCGCUGCCGGCGGGUCUCCAGCACCACACAACCAUGACGACCUCAGCGCUGCGCCGGCAGGUGAAGAACAUCGUGCACAACUACUCGGAGGCGGAGAUCAAGGUGCGGGAGGCCACCUCCAAUGAUCCCUGGGGACCCCCCAGCUCCCUGAUGUCAGAGAUCGCCGACCUCACCUUCAACACGGUGGCUUUCGCUGAGGUCAUGGGCAUGAUCUGGCGGCGGCUGAAUGACAGCGGCAAGAACUGGCGUCACGUCUACAAAGCCCUCACCCUGCUGGACUACCUCAUCAAAACUGGCUCCGAGAAGGUGACCCACCAAUGCCGGGAGAACCUCUACACCAUCCAGACGCUGAAGGACUUCCAGUACGUGGACCGCGAUGGCAAGGACCAGGGCAUCAACAUCCGCGAGAAGGUGAAGCAAGUGAUGGCGCUGCUGAAGGACGAGGAGCGGCUGAAGCAGGAGCGGGCACACGCGCUGCAGACCAAGGAGCGCAUGGCCCUCGAGGGCAUGGGCAGCGGCAGCCACCCGGGCACCUAUGGCCGCCGUGCGUCACCCUACGGCGAAGACUAUGGCCGGGCACGGGGCUCCCCCUCCUCCUUUAACUCAUCGUCCUCGUCCCCAAGGUUUGCCUCCGACCUGGAGCAAGCGAGGCCCCAGACCACAGGUGAGGAGGAGCUGCAGCUGCAGCUGGCGCUGGCCAUGAGUCGGGAGGAGGCAGAGAAGAAGCCACUUCCUCCAAUUUCCAGUACAGAUGAAGAAAGGCAAUUGCAGCUAGCGCUUGCGCUGAGCAAAGAGGAGCACGAGAAGGAGGUGAGGACAUGGCAAGGGGAGAACUCUCUGAUGCAGAGAGCCAUGGAGGAGACUGCCUCAGGCAGGGAGGAAGAGGAGGAAGAAGGAAAGAUGAAGAAAAGCCAGUCCUCCAUCCUGGAGCUGGCAGAUAUAUUUGGGCCGGCGCCAGCCCCCUCCAGCCACACGUCUGCCAACCCGUGGGAUAUGCCAGAUACGAAACCCAAAGUGGAGUCGGCAGCCUCUGCCUGGGCUGGUGCAGCUGACCCCUGGGUGCCGGUCCCAGCCACUGGUGGGGAGCCUGUCUCCCAGGCGAGCGCCUCGUCCCAGCAAACCUCCGCUGGGCCCUGGGAUUUUCCCCCUGGCACCGCCACUGCUGCUGCCUCCGACCCUUGGGCGAAGGUGCCAUUGUCUUCUGGCUUCCCUCCUGCGGACCCCUGGGCCACAGCGUCCCCCCCUGCCCAGGGCUCUGGUUCCACACCAGCUACUGACCCUUGGGCUGCUGUGGCUGAGCAACCUCCUAACACUGCUCCAGGGGGGAACGCUUUCGACCCGUUUGCAAAGCCGCCCGAGCCAGCUGAACCGCCGGAGCAGGAGCCCUCGCAGCCGCCCUCCUCUGUGAAAUCUAACAGCCCUGUUGAGCUGGACCCUUUUGGCGACCUGUUCCCCAGCACCAGGCAGAACGGGGCAAAGAGCUUCGACCUCACCAACCUGGCUGACUCCCUGCCCGAAUCCAGCAAGGAGCGGAAGGACUGUAAAACCCCCGAGGCCUUCCUCGGCCCCGCCGCCUCCUCCCUGGUCAACCUGGACUCCCUGGUCGCUCCUGCACCAGCCUCCAAGACCCGCAACCCUUUUCUCUCAGGUCUGAGCACGCCGUCCCCCACCAAUCCCUUCAGCCUCGCCGAGCAGCCCAAGCCGACGCUCAACCAGAUGCGGACCAGCUCGCCGGUGCCCAGCCUGCCUGCUGGCCACCCUGCCAACGCCAUGACCUACAGCGCGUCCCUGCCAAUGCCCUUGAGCAGCGUCCCCCCCGCCGCCGCCACCCUCCCCGCCUCGGCCAGUGCCUUCCCCCAGGCCGGCACCUUCCCCGAACUCCCCAGCAACUUGCCGAAGCCUUUACUGCCGCUGAGCGGCCGCCCGGCCCCGCCGACCGCUCCGGGGGGGCUCAACCCCUUCCUCUGAAGUUUCUGGACAUGUAGACUCUUUCCCCUUCCCCGGCUGUUACAAACCCCCUCCGGUUCCUCCCGCCAAGACUUUUGGGGGGACCAGCAGUUUGCUAGCUGCAAGGAAGGGUGCCCCCCAUGCCAGCCCCCUCCCUGCGGGGCAGCAGCAUGAGCCCCCACGCUUGAUGGACUAGAGGGGACCCCCCCCUUUCCCUGCGAUGGCCAGAGGGUGGUGGAGGGGCCAUGGAGGGGCCACUCCUAAGGGCUGUGGUGUGGGGGCUCCCGUGCAGCGGGGUGGGCUGGUGCAUGGAUUCUCGCUGCUGGACGGAACCCCCCGGGGUAGGGGGGUUUGCUCGGGCGCUUGCGCGGAGCUGGGGCAGCGCUGGGGCCGGGGGUUCCCCCCACACCGUGUCCCCUCCCCGGGAAGGCGGUGCCCCGCUUGGGGUCCCCGGCUGGAUCGCGCUCCCCCGGCCGCUGCUCCCUGUCCUCCUGCGGCCGCCCCGGCUCUCCGCGUCCCGCUCGCUGCCCUGCUGAGCCCCGCGGCCCCUGCGGAGGGGGCGGCGGGCAGGGACCCGCAGGGGGCGGCCCCGCUCCGGGCUCUGGCGGGGCGGCGGGGGCGCCGGUGUUCAGCGCUGCUGGAGAGCGGCGGCUGCGACAAUAAACAGCUGUGACGGA
Messenger RNA from Columba livia (rock pigeon), 3486 nucleotides. It is a transcript of the gene EPN3, whose product is annotated as epsin 3. The record is from RefSeq and is a predicted model, not a curated record. Lineage: Eukaryota; Metazoa; Chordata; Aves; Columbiformes; Columbidae. Gene Ontology annotation, molecular function: clathrin binding; phospholipid binding. Gene Ontology annotation, cellular component: plasma membrane; clathrin vesicle coat; endosome. Gene Ontology annotation, biological process: endocytosis. Bases 896 to 2830 code for a protein of 644 amino acids. The transcript has 11 exons.